CGAGGACUAGGAAGAUAUGCCGUCAAAGAUGAUUCCGAUCACUCAAAACUGCAUUUGAAUAAGGUAGUAGAGGGGUAUAAAGUCACCGGGAGAAGUCCAUGGUCACAUAGUCAAGCAUUCAAACCCUUCCGACCAAGUCCCUUGAACUUCCCCCCAACUACACACAUCACAAUGACCUCCUACCCUCCCAGAAAGUGCUGCUUCCAGGGCGUCAAGCAUGACGGCGACGCGACUGGCGACUUCAUCACCAUUGAUGACUUUGAAGUCUACAAGAAGGCUCCCGAGGGUGCCGCUCCCGAGAAAGCAAUCAUCCUACUGACUGAUAUCCUGGGCCACCGGUUCAAGAAUGCCCAGCUGAUCGCUGACCAGUUCGCCGCCAAUGGCUACUUGGUUCUCAUCCCCGAUCUCUUCUAUGGUGAUCCCAUCCCCAUUGGUGGCGCCGCGGGCCUGGACCUCCACAAAUGGCUGGUGGGCGAGUACCACGAGAAGAAGAUCGCACACACUCCCCCCGUCAUCGACCCCAUUCUGGAAAAGUGCAUAGCUGAACUGCGCACCAAGUACCACAUCAAGAAAAUCGGUGCCAUCGGAUACUGCUUUGGCGCCAAGUAUGUUGUUCGGUUCCUGAAGCCCGACCAAGGCAAGGUGGAUGUCGGUUUCCUGGCGCACCCUAGUCUGGUCGAAAAGGAGGAAUUGGAGGCCAUCAAGGGUCCUCUGGCCAUUGCGGCGGCCGAGAAGGACCACGUCUUCCCCGCCGAGAAGCGACACGAGUCGGAACAGAUCUUGGAAACGCUGGCGUUGCCCUAUGCCCAGACUCUCUAUGGCGGUGUCGGUCAUGGAUUUGCUUUGCGGGGAGACCUCAGCGACCCCAAGGUGCUAUUCGCCAAGGAGAAUGCCUUCAUCCAGGCCGUGCAGUGGUUUGAUGAGCACUUGAAGGUGUGAGAGGGCAAGUGCGCGAC
This is a messenger RNA of Aspergillus eucalypticola CBS 122712, 956 nucleotides long. RefSeq names its product dienelactone hydrolase family protein. Gene Ontology annotation, molecular function: hydrolase activity. The coding region runs from base 172 to 939 and encodes 255 amino acids. The transcript is spliced from 4 exons. The record is from RefSeq and is a predicted model, not a curated record. NCBI's taxonomy places the organism in Eukaryota, Fungi, Ascomycota, Eurotiomycetes, Eurotiales, Aspergillaceae.